AAAGCGGAAUUGUACACAGUCGAUCAGGAAGUAGGGAGUCAGCUGAUUCUAAAGGACGAAAAUUUCUGCUGCGCAACACACACUAGAGCCUGAAGUUCGACUUAAUCCGUGCUGGUGAUUUUGGAGACAACAUGUCGGUGACCAUCAAAGCUUACCUCCUCGGGAAAGAGGACACCCAUAAGGAGAUCCGCCGCUUCGCCGUCGAUCAUGACGUAUCGGCAAGUUUCGAGUACCUGAGCCGCAAGGUGGUGGAUGUUUUCUCAAACCUCCGCAAUGUCUCCUUCCAGAUGUACUACAGAGAUGAGGAUGGGGACCUGAUCGCCUUCUCUUCUGACGAUGAGCUUAUGAUGGGACUGUCUAUGGUCAAGGACGAUACUUUCCGCAUUUUCAUCAAGGAAAAAAAGGAACACAAGCGUGACUUCCCUCAUCAUAUGGACCAAGGGUUCCCCUUCACCACUCCUCCAGGACCACAUCACAUGGGUCCUCCAGGAUACCCCCAUAUGGCUCCUCCUCAUAUGGGGCCACCCCAUAUGGGUCCACCUCAUCACCAACCCAUGGUUCACCCUGGUGUGACUUGUGAUGGUUGUGAGGGACAGGUGGCUGGGACCCGCUUCAAGUGCACCGUGUGCCCCAAUUAUGACCUGUGCUCCACCUGCCAGGCCAAGGGCCUACACAAGGAACAUGCUCUCCUGCCCAUUUUCCACCCCAUGGCCAAUAUGUUUGAGUGGUUUCCUCGUGGCAAAAUGUGGCGCAAGAUGAGGCACUGCAUGUGGGCUGGUGCCCAAGCUCAGGCCCAGACUCAGGCUCAAAACCAGGCCCAACCUGGGCCAUCUGGUUGCCAGGGCGCCUCCCAGCAGGCGAACACGCAGGAAGGCCAAGCUCAAAACGGAGACUCAUCUUCCCAGGCCAAUAUGGAGUACCUGAAGAACAUUGGAGAGGGUGUGGCUGCCUUGCUGAGCCCCCUUGGCAUUGACGUGGACAUUGAUGUAGAGCACGAGGGCAAGAAGGCCAAAGUGACAACUCCAUCUGCUGCCUCAAGUGGACCACCUAGUGGCCGGAGUGAUGGUAGCUCUGGAGGUCUUUCCAAGGGUGCAGAUGGAGGUCCAAGCAGUGUAGGGAGUACCAAUGGGGGGACAAAGGAUCAGAAAGACCAAAAUACUGAUGAUGAUUGGACUCAUCUGAGCUCAAAGGAAGUCGACCCAUCCACAGGCGAGCUCCAGUCACUGAGGAUGGAGGUGGAUGGAGCAAAUGAUAGCCCUGCUCCACUCAGCCACAGCACCACCAUUAACCCAGGCCCCAGUGGUCUGCGCGAGGCUGCAGUCUAUCCACAUCUGCCACAAGACGCUGACCCUCGGCUGGUGGAGUCCCUGUCCCAAAUGCUCUCCAUGGGCUUCACAGAUGAAGGUGGUUGGCUGACUAGACUGCUCCACACCAAGAACUACGACAUUUGUGCCGCUUUGGACACCAUCCAGUACGCCAAGUCCCCAGGUCAACGGAAGUGAAGCACAAACAGCAGCUCCAAAAAAAAACUGGGGGUUAUGUUUACUCAUUGUUCAAACCCCAUGCUAACCCAUUUAACCAUUUCUGCCUUUUUCUAAAUGUGUAACAAAUUCCUUUCAUAAUGCUGACAAUAUAAAUUACUCAGGCAUUUUAAAUGAUACAGAUGUCUAUUUUAUUCAACUUUAUUGAGACCUUACAUUGAAAUUAUGUAAAGAUUAACAUAAAGCUACUAUUAGUCAUACUAUCAUAUUAUAUCAUAUAUAACAUACAUGUUACAGGAUAAAACAACUAAUAGUGAUGUUCCUACUU
This is a messenger RNA of Clarias gariepinus (North African catfish), 1809 nucleotides long. RefSeq names its product sequestosome 1 (gene sqstm1). The coding region runs from base 132 to 1502 and encodes 456 amino acids. Lineage: Eukaryota; Metazoa; Chordata; Actinopteri; Siluriformes; Clariidae. Gene Ontology annotation, cellular component: aggresome; amphisome. The transcript has 8 exons. Gene Ontology annotation, biological process: mitophagy; aggrephagy; endosome organization. Gene Ontology annotation, molecular function: zinc ion binding; K63-linked polyubiquitin modification-dependent protein binding; protein kinase C binding. The record is from RefSeq and is a predicted model, not a curated record.